GAAGAAGAUGCCACUAACGAGAGCUCAACGUGGUGUCUGUUUCAGUGGCCACAUACAGAAGAGAGGCUUGGUUGGAGGUGCGAGAAAAGGAAGGAGGCAGCUGAGGGAGCGCACGAACAAUUGCGCACACGUUUAGUUAUUUCUCAACAGGUCUAGUGUGGUUUGAAGAAGAACCCUCUCUCUCUCUUCUUCUCUCAAUUAUUCUUCCUCUUCCACCGUAAAGCUGUGGGUUCACGCGCGCUCGGUAAUGACUCCGCUCUCGCGCAGCUGAGCUCCACUUCGCACUGCGAUUCACCGACCACACGGUUCCUCACCGGUAAACGGACACUAAAACCAGCCCCUACUCCCGGACCAGAGCGCUCGCCGGGACACGGAGACGUGUUUCAGAGGAGUCCACCCCUCUCCUUCACCUCCACCACCACCACCACCCCCGGAGCGGACGACAAAUGCUCGACGAGCCCCGCGGCCGGUGCCCCCAGACCCGCCGGGGAGGGAGCCACGCAGAGCAGUGAUGGGACAGUUUUCGGGAGGAUACUACCUGACUUUUUCCAUCUUCGUGCUUCUUGGUUUGCGAGUCCCGGCCACGUUAGCCAGAGGUCCUCGAGGUGAAGCCCUGCAGCAUGGCCAGUCUGGGACCCUGCCCCACUUUUUGGAGGAGCCCGUCGACGCCUACAUUGUCAAGAGUAACCCCAUCAAGCUCCGGUGUCAAGCUCGGCCCGCACUGCAGAUCUUCUUCAAGUGCAACGGUGAAUGGGUGCACCAGAGCCAGCACAUGUCUCAGGAGCACACUGACCUCGGGACAGGGCUGAAGAUCCGCGAAGUGAUGAUCAACGUGUCACGUCAGCAGGUGGAGGACUUUCAUGGCCCAGAGGACUACUGGUGUUUGUGUGUUGCCUGGAGUCACCUGGGAACCUCCAAGAGCCGCAAGGCAACUGUCCGAAUUGCCUACCUGAGGAAGAACUUUGAGCAGGACCCCCAAGGCACUGAGGUGCCUCUGAAUGGCAUGAUUGUGUUGCACUGUCGUCCCCCAGAGGGAGUGCCUGUGGCUGAGGUGGAAUGGCUGAAAAAUGAGGAGCCUCUGAGCUUUGAUGACGAUGGCGUCAAUGAUUCAAGAGGAGACCAUAAUCUCAUCAUCUCAGAAGCCCGCCUCUCAGACUCUGGUAACUAUACAUGUGUUGCCAGCAACAUCGUGGCCAAGAGGCGGAGUGCCACAGCAACUGUUGUAGUCUACGUGAAUGGAGGCUGGUCAUCGUGGACAGACUGGUCCCCCUGUAAUGUACGGUGUGGUCGGGGUGUGCAGAAACGUUCUCGAACGUGCACAAAUCCAGCUCCUCUCAAUGGAGGAGCCUUCUGUGAGGGCAUGUCAGUGCAGAAGAGCACCUGCAACACAGUGUGUCCAGUCGAUGGCAGCUGGGGAGAGUGGAGCGAGUGGUCAUUGUGUAGUUCCGAGUGCGAGAGGCAGCGCAGCAGAGAGUGUACAGCUCCGGAGCCCAAACAUGGAGGACGACUGUGUGACGGCGUGGCGCUGGCGACCGACAACUGCACGGGCGGCCUCUGCACACAGAAUCGAAAGUUGCUCCAUGAUGCCAAGCCACAGGGUGUGGAGAGCAGCAGUGAUGUGGCCUUGUAUUCAGGUCUGGCUGCAGGGGUGGUGACGGUGGUGCUGCUGAUUGUUGCCGUCACUCUUUACCGGAGGAGCCAGAGUGAGUACGGUGUCGAUGUCAUCGACUCCUCGGCUCUCACUGGGGGCUUCCAGUCCUUCAGCUUCAAGACCUCUCGUCAAGCGAACCCCCUGCUCAUUAAUUCAUCCCUGCAACCUGAUCUGACAGUGUCACGUACCUACACUAGCCCCAUGUGUUUUCAGGACUCCAUUGACAAGGAGCUAAUGGCUGAGCGCUCACUCCUUGACCCGUUGCCUGAUCUUAAGGUCAAAGGGGCAACAGAAAGGGCAGAGUACCACGUCAUGUCCCACCCUCAGACAUUUCCAAGGGGCCUGGCUCCAGACUACAGAGGGGUUGCAGUGGGGACAACACUAGGAAGAAGAGGCAAAAACCUUUUUGCUCCACAAGUCUCUCUGACUCCCAGCUGGCCUCUGCACAAAGCAACUGCAGUGUUUGGCCAUGCUGGAGGCAGACUGAUGGUACCUAACACAGGUAUCAGUCUGCUGGUGCCUCAUGGGGGGAUUGCGGAAGACACUACCUGGGAAAUGUACAUGAGCAUCAACCAGGAGGACAGCAGUGCUGUGUCCGAGGAUGGGCCAGAGAUCUUUUUGAGCGCCGCAGUCAUGUACGGCCCACCUGGCCUUGACCUGUCCUGUCCCAUCGCCAUGACAAUUGCACAUUGUGCAGAAGUUGCUGCUGAUAAUUGGACCAUCCGGCUAAAGAGACAUAUUCAAGACAACAAGUGGGAGGAAGUGAUGUCUGUGGACGAGGAGAGCACAUCGUGCUACUGUCUGCUGGAGGCCCAGAGGUGCCACGUGCUGUUGGAGCAUCCAGGCCGCUACGCCCUGGUGGGGGAGCCGCUGAACCAGGAGGCGGCCAAGCGGCUGAGGCUGGCUGUGUUUGGCAGUCCGGAUACCAGCAACUCUCUGGGCUUCACCCUCAGGGUUUACUGUGUGGACGACACGCCCCAUGCAUUUCAGGAGGUGGCAGUGGGCGAGCGCAGCAGGGGCGGACGGCUGCUGGAGGAGCCUAAAAUUAUGCUGUUUCGGGGGAACACUUUCAGCCUCCAGGUGUCCAUCCAGGACGUCCCACAGUUACUCUGGAGCAUCAAGCCUUUCACCACCUGCCAGGAGUUCUCCUUUUCUCAGGUGUGGGCCAGUAACCAGCGUCCUCUGCAGUGUGCCUUCUCUUUGGAGCGAUACAGCCACUCCUCGUCUCAGCUCUCCUGCAAGAUCAGCAUCCGACAGGUCACAGGCGAGGAGCAGAUACUCCAGGUCUAUACGUCUGUGGUGGAGAAUGAAAAGGGACCGGUUCCCUUUUUCACCCAGUCGGACUGUACCAUCACCUCUCAGACAGGGUCAAGGGCCUUUAAAAUCCCCCUGUCCAUCCGUCAGCGGAUCAGCGCCACCUUUGACACCGCUAACGCCAAUGGGAAAGACUGGCAGCUCUUGGCUCAGAAGCUCCACAUAGACAGGAACCUGUGCUACUUUGCAUGUCAGGAGAGCCCAUCAUCAGUGAUUCUGAGUUUGUGGGAAGCCCAGCACCAGGACUCGGGGGACCUGGACUCUCUGGCCAGUGCCCUUGAGGAGAUCGGCAAGGUUCAGUCCCCGAGGUCGGCCACUCUUCCCUGCAGCAAAGAAGAGAGGGACUCUGAAUUCACAAAACUUGGGUAGGACAGAGUCGACGGCAGAUCAAACCAUGAUAAACGUUUACUGCAUGAACACUAAUGAUCAGGUGGUUUACUAACUAACCUUUAGUGAGGAGGAGGAGGAGGAGGAGGAGGAGGAGGAGAUGCAGAGAGGACAGCAGAGAGUUUGGGACUGUUACAAAAGGAACACCUCUGCUAAACCAAAUGGCCCGAACAGACAGAAUGGAAUGAAGGAAUGACAGAGAGAUGAGUGUUUGUGUUAUUGAGAGGCCCCAACAAAUAUUGGAAAGGGAUAUGACUAAGCCCCACAACCACCUUUGAUUGAGAAAUGUCAACUUCUGACACUUGUGAAGACCGAUUUGAUAACCUGUAUUCACGGAUUAUAGCUGUCUGUGUGAGGAAGACUCUCCUUGUAGGAUGGAGUGUGUUUCAAACAGACUGCCAGUCAGGCUGCUGUUGUGACCUUCCAGGAUUGGAUUUGCUGGUACUUGCCCUCAAAGAGUCGGCCGGGCUGUCAAAAUGUUUGGUGUGAUGUCAUUUUUUUGUCAUUCAUUUUCUAGAUGCUUCUUUUUCUUUCCUGCACCGUGUCUCUAAAGUUUCAGCUGGAGUUAGAUAAAAAAAAAAAAAACAUAUAUAUAUAUACUGGCUCUUAAUUUUUGUCAGAGCAUCGUGUCCAUACCAUGGGAUCAAAAACAAGAGUGUCCACAGUGAUUAGUAUUUAAAAGGAGUUAACGAUGCUAUAAAAAAAUGAAAUAACAUAAGGAUGUGUAAGGUGUGACUUACACAGACAUGAACAGUCAUUUUAGGAGGCGCCCACAUACACAUAAGAACAGUUUCAAUCCCACAAACAGGACAAUUUGUCAAAGCAAAGACUGCAGAGGAGGAUAAGUUACCCGGCUGAUCUGUGCAGCCAGAGGUGAACUGCAUCCCCUUACUUUGCAAACUCUUGUUAAUUUGGAGGAAAAUUAAUGUUUCACUGUGUGACAAGUGACUUCAAAACCAAACAGACAGUGAGAGUGCUCCAUACGCCACAAAUAGCUGGUACUGGUGUAUUGAUGUGUACUUUUAAGGCCUCCAGGGGCUUCUGUUUUUUUUCUUGAUUUUUUUUUUAAUCAAAAGAAUGACUUUUGAUGUGUGGCUUUACUGGAGCUGCCUUUCUCAGAUCGCCUGGCUCAUCAAAUACCUGGACGUCGUUAUUUAGAGACACUUUCAUUCCCUCUCCUCUGUGUUUUCUCCCUGGGCAGAGCCAGCAUCCAUUUGAAAAAGAUAUCCUGAUCAGGAAAGAUCCCCACAUUCAGAUGUUCCACCUGCCCCCAAGCUUAAUAAAGUGACUUUGUGUUUAACUCUGUGUUGGUGCUCUCUUUUCAUCUGCUUAAUGAACCGAAUUGUGAAAGGCCAGACAGCCCACACACUCUGCACAGUGGAGAAAUCGGUAAAUCUUCAAACACUAUUCAGAUAAGACAUGAAACAGAGACCCAUACAACGUCCAGUUUUCAAAAAGAACUACAUACGCUCUGUUUGAGUUUGGAUGGCAGAUCAUUGCUAAUUUACCACGCUGAUGUUGGAUUAUGUAGCAGUUUGAACUGCACUAAAAGAAAACCUCAACUUGACUGAGAGUAGUAAUCACAUCUAAAGAUGUUUAAGACCUAGAAGACAUAUGUCAAAGAAGCUUUUAUCAUCACGCAUUGCAGUCUCUUUGUUUUAACUUGUUCAAGUGGCUUGAAUAAGAAGCCCACUCUAAAAGCUGUCAAACAUUUAUAAAUGUCCCAACCUCUCAAUGCAGUUAAACUCUAAAAGAAUCCUCUCAGCAGAGUUUGUCUACAAAAAAAUGUUCUAACAUCUUAGAGUCACAGAGGCCAGGUGAAACAAUGCUGCUGUUCUCACUUAGAAGCACUUUUAUGCAUAUUUUUUGCAAAUUAAAUGAUUUGCUUUCUUGCCACGAGUUACAUAAAUAGACAGAUGCUUUUAUUUUACACGGAGCAACAGCCAGCAGCAAGCUAGCUUAGCAUAAAGACAGAAAACAGGGAAAGAACCCACCUGGUUCCAACAAAAGGGAACAAAGGGUAAUUUCAGGGAGGUGUGAGUCUUUGUUCUAACUGCAAGAACCGCCACGUAGAAGCUUUAUCAGGGCUGUUUUUAAGGAGAAAAAACACAAGACAUAAAUCAACACUGUGUCGGUCUCAACAUUGACUGGUUAAAGUCAGAGAGGACACCAAGCAGCAUUUUUCUGUUGUCUCGAUAUCCUCAUCAAGUCUCCUUUACUCAAAAGUCGCGAUCUUCAAUGUAAAAUUCACCAUGAAGGCUAAUAGAACAAACUCACUGUUACGUCUAGUGACUACUUUUAGUUGUUGUUUUGGUGUACUCAGAGUUAACAUUGUGGUUGAAGCUGUCAGACUCUACCACUGUAAAAGCAGAAAGCCUGAUUAGGCUUAUGCCUGCCCUGCCACGGAAAGUUUUCAAAGUUGCCCACCAGCACUUUUAAAGUUCAGUAAUAAACACAUGAAACUUCAAUUUUACAAGGGAGUGAGGCACACAACUAUUUCUUACCAGGCACUGUCUCUUUCUCCAAUCUUCAUGCUAAGCUAAGCUAACCAACUGCUGGCUGUAGCCUUGUAUUUACCAGGCAGUCAUGAGAGUCGUCUCCUCAUCUAAGACUUAAGAUUUGCAGGAAAGCAGAUAAUCCAAUUUCCCAAAACGUCAAACAUUUCUUUUGAUUAAUUCAGAUUCCCAGCUAUCAUUGUUAAGCUGGCAAAGAAGGAUUCAAAUUCAAGUGUCUUCGUGCUGCCUUCAUGUUGAUUUGUGCAUUCCUGGAAACACUGAGAUAUCCACCCACAGAGAGCUUUGACUGCCAGUUAAUCAAACCUGCCUGUAGUCUGUCAGAAACACCACAGUAUGUGCAGUAUGAAGAGGGACAGCGUUUCCUCUAUUGAUUAAAAAAGUGCUGUUUCAAGCAGUCAAUGCUUGGACUGCACUUACUUCUGGAGGAAAGUGUCUCACAUGGAGGCCUUUCUCUGUUGUCACAUGCUGAGUUAAACAGAGAACAGCUUUGGGAUCACAGGAUCUAAACUAAUAUAGCUGAAAGUACAUUGAGUACUUGUGAGGGGCACAUCUAGCUAUAAAUUUGCCAUUUACUUCCUAAAUUAGUUUAUUUUAUCAUCAUUUCAUCAUUAUUUUUUUUGAUCCUUUGAAGUCAUCUUGUAGCAGAAAAGCAAAGCCCUUACGAAAUGAUUUGAUCCAGUUGCCAAACAUCAUUCUUUUCACCAUGCUAGCUGAAGGCAAGACCAAAAAUAAUCUAACAUAACCUCUUGAUGCUAAUAUCUAUCAUCAGUACUGCUGCUCAGUGACCAUUGGCAGUGAUGCUACUAACCAGCAUACACUUAUCAACUUAAAGUAGCAUUUGAUUGUCUAAAAAAAACUUUUUCUCAACUCUGAGUGCUACAAUAAGCACUGAAACUAAUACUUUUUCAUUUCAAGUGGCAUAUAGUGAGUUUCAGAAGUACAACGGUGGAAUUUUAAGAGAUUUGACCACUAAACAAAUGUAAUGUUAGUGAUUUGUCAAAGUUAAAUGAAACUGCUUGAUGCUAUCACCACUACACUUUUUUCUCCAACAGUAACCUCAUUAUUCCCAUAUUUGCACCUUCUAAGUGAGAUCAACAGCUACUUUCCAGUAAGACGUGGACAAUAAUUUCCAGCUAACUUUUAGCAGGAUGAACCUCUGGAUGAAAGUCUCUCACAGCAUCACCUGGGGAUACAGUCUCACCAACUGGAGGUCUGGUGCAGGAGGCCUCCAGCAUAGCUGCAGUGUUGACUAAUGGUGCCAAACUUUGUUUCACUUGGAAAGAAAAGAAAGAUUAUUUCUGUAGUUUUCUCAAAAGAGGAAAGAAGAAUCUGACUCAAAGGAUUUCUCCAGUUUCUUGAGCUAUUACCCACAACAUAUCCCACUGAUGCAUCAUCAUUCCCUGAGCUGACUCUUUGAAAAUGGCUCGGUCCGUUCUGCCCAAGCACAGAAUAUGUCCAGCAUCCUCUACAAGCCCCCGUGUGCUAAAUCAUUUCUGCUAACCUCAGAUGUUUCGGAAACUUUUUAUUGUAUUUAGAGAUGUAUCUGAGCUUGGGAUGGAAUCAAUCGGGUCUCUUUGGAGCUCCAGAAAUAGGAUACAACACUCCACUGAAGCUGUGAACAGAGACGUCUUGGGGGCAAGUACAGAAGUACAAAAAAUAAAUAAAUUUACAGCUUGGAACUGCAUAAAGAACAUUAAUAUUGUGUAUAUGUGUGGAUUAUUGAGAAAUAAAGCCAAAGAUGGGACUUUUCCUGAAGUCACCAGACAUGUUACAGAUAAAUACCAAAAUGCCACCAACAACUAAGAAAGACUGAAAGUAGGAAAAAAAUGGUUGAAACUGGUGAAUUUCUCCUGACAACUUUCCCACUGAGUGUCCUAAUGAGGAUGCUGCAGUAAAUGGAUGAAAGCUGAUGGUCUACUGAGCAACCAAAUUACCAGUUGCACUUAAAGACCAGGCCUGUGAUGGAAAUGUUGACGUGUAAAAAUGCAUCCCACAGAACACCUGCCAGUGGACGUUUUUUCCACAUCAAAGUGGAAAGCACUUCAUACAGGUUUUGUCAUCCUCUCUGCAUAUGAGAGUACGAUCAGUAAUUUACUGCAUUCCUCAAUUUUCAGUGAUUUCCUGUCAGUAAAGCAGCCGCUCCUUGUGCUAUGCAGAUCUAUAACAAACAGUGAUUCAGAUUUAGGCCACUUCAUAAUGAUUUUAUGGAAACUGCAAGGGUUGAAGAUUACUUUUGACAUAAGAAUUUUGUUUCUGCAAGUUGUUUUCUUUUUGGCAGAAAGCCUUGAAACUUGUCUGACUUUUUGGCUCAUGGCUUGGACAACCAGGUGCAACGCUGCCAAAUUUUACUCCCAAAACUCAGUGUUAUGUUCCAGCGGUGUUUCACUCAAUAUCUUAACUGAACUCCGAAGUUUUCUUACUUUUACUGAACAUCACACUUUAUUCAAAUACAGAUUUUUUUUUUUUUUUGCUGUUUUGAGCCAGCAUUUCUCUCUCCUACACUUACACAUGCACACACACAUACAGAGUUAAAAAGAAAACUGAUAAGCUUUAUAGUUAUUUGUGUUGUCGUCACAGAAAUCAAUUUUCUAACUAACUGUGCCUCUUCAUGUGGGUUUAGUGUCACCAGAAACAUUUUGAGCAGAAUGUUUUUUUUAUUAUAUAGCAUAUCAAAGAAGCCAGUAUGUUAUAUGCAAGCUGUACUGUUCAUUGCCAUGCAGUGUCCACCUUAUAUACUCUGCAGAGGUGUUUUCCUGAGAAGCAUUUAAAGCUGUUAUCUCUGAUGCCAGGAACUUACAGCGACAAUGAGCUGACUAAAGACGAGUUGACCAUCUGUCACCUGAGGAUGCUCGGUGUGUUUGUCAGUGUCCUUUACAUAAACUCAAUGACUCAGAGAGUGUGUGUGUGUGAGGGUGUGAAAGAAAGUUGUGUGUACAUUUUAAAAAGCUGUAUUAUGUGUCCUUGGAAAAUCCAGCCUACAGUAGUGCUACUAUGUCAGCUUAUUCAGAGUGUGAUGUAAUGUGUUCUGUUUUCCCAGCCUACUAUCUUAAGCUCUGCAUUGCUUUGGAGGAAAAAAAAAUAGAGAACAGUGCUAACUUAAGGAACAUUGUAUUAGUUCAUCAAAUGUGGUGAAAGAUUCAUUCAGAAUUUUAAUGCUUUGUUGUUUCGGUUGUUGUUUCUACUUCUACUACUGCCUUUUAAAUCUAAAUCUCAUAUCAAUCUGUUAUCAAACUGCUGGAGAUGUUCAAUAUUUAUCCUUCAAAAGAUUACAUUUGUGUGUGUAUAAUUUACUGACAUCUGUGUAUGUUUGAUUUGCUGCAUUUCAAUGCAUUUUCUGUGUUAAACAUUUGGGUUAUGUGCUCUAUGAAUGUUAAUGUUAAGAAAAGGGAGGUUUAUCACAGAUGAUGCUCCCUCAUUGGCACAAUUCUUUUUUUUCUUUUUUUUCAAAGAUUUGAAAAUUUGAAGCUGUAUAUGCUGUUAUGUGUUUAAAUAAACAUACAGUAAGAGAACAG
Molecule: messenger RNA, 9380 nt
Organism: Amphiprion ocellaris (clown anemonefish)
Lineage: Eukaryota; Metazoa; Chordata; Actinopteri; Pomacentridae
Product: netrin receptor UNC5D
Exons: 18
Coding region: 512-3334 (940 amino acids)
Biological process (GO): netrin-activated signaling pathway
Cellular component (GO): membrane
Molecular function (GO): protein binding; netrin receptor activity
Source: RefSeq, a predicted model, not a curated record